Drosophila yakuba is the source of this 7594-nucleotide messenger RNA. It is a transcript of the gene GramD1B, whose product is annotated as protein Aster-B. Lineage: Eukaryota; Metazoa; Arthropoda; Insecta; Diptera; Drosophilidae. Gene Ontology annotation, molecular function: sterol binding; sterol transfer activity. Gene Ontology annotation, cellular component: endoplasmic reticulum-plasma membrane contact site; plasma membrane; endoplasmic reticulum membrane. The record is from RefSeq and is a predicted model, not a curated record. Gene Ontology annotation, biological process: intracellular sterol transport. The transcript has 11 exons. Bases 1706 to 5431 code for a protein of 1241 amino acids.
UUCUAAAGGUGCCGAGUGUGCCGAUUGUUCCUAUGCUGCUGAUUUAGCCAUUACGAACUCGUGUUGAUGUAGUUCCCUUUUGUGGCCAGUGGCCUUUUAAAUCCUACUUCCCUGACCAAUGGAGCACUCGGUGGCCCCGAAGGCCAAAGUUCAAGGGGCAGGAGUAUCUAUUAUUCAAGCUCCCAGGCGGUGCCAUUGCAAUUGCAAUUGCAACUGCAAUCGUAAUGAUUACCUGCGGUCUGUAGCAAUAAUUGAUGCACAGUAUAUCGGUAAUUGCGUAGAAUGCUGAAUUCAGAAUGAUAUUUCCCAUUGAUAAACUCGCAUAUACUCGUAUAUGUUAGUCCCACAUUUUAUAAACAAUGCCAAGUUUUACGCAUACAACUUAAAAUUCAGUCAGCGAAAACUUCCUGGGCAUUUAUCUUAUUUAAUUUAGGAAAUUAUCGUUUGUUUUGCCUUUGCUGAAUAUAAAAACUAACCAUAGGAUUAGACGCCCCUAAAUAUGUCUAGUAAAUUAUCUUUGUUAUUUAACUAAAAUGCCGUUUGUGGAAGCUAUUUUUAGCACUAAUCACGAGUAGCUCAGCUGGCAUGUUUUCCACUUUCCAAGAAUUUUCUUCCCAAACAAUUACGUCAAUAAUAAUGGUAUGUAAUUGCGUAUUGUUUCCUGUUUGAAAGUAAUUAUUUCAAAAACCUCAAUCAUUCGAGUAUUUUGUUUUUUCGAUUCCUAUCUCGGUUGGUCGUCACAAUUUCUGAACUCCCCUUUAGCACAUGGUAUUAAAUCUAUAUACAAAUUAUAGGGCAUUACAUUAUCUCUGAUCUUUCACACAUUGUAGCUGACUUUCAGCAAUUAUGACUACAAACUCGUUGUUUAAUGAGUGCGAAUCAUCAUUAAAUGGCGUUUGCGACACUUUGUUUACUCGAUUCGCAAAUUAUUCAAAAUGCGCUCCAUUCGCGCAAGUAUGCAUAUUUUCCUGAACUUGAAGUGAACUUCGAGAUAAGGAAUGUUUCAGUUGAGUUGAUCUCGAUCUCUAUGCAAACUAUAGAUCUAGAAUCUGCUGUAUUAACUUGCUAUUUGCUGUAACUUCUGUAAAUAGUGGAGACAAAGACUUUGCUGUCCUUGAGGGAAAACUUUCUGAUAAGGUCGAUUAUCUUUGAGGCGACUAUUAAAGGGCGUUCGUAUUGCAAUUGCUACUCUCGAGUGCUGGGGAACUUAAAAAGCUUAAAAAAUCAUUAAAGCUGAUUAAGUCACGGCUCAAUUUACAUACAUCGAAUUUGAUGGGUUCCGAGUUCAGUUGCUCUUUAAUAAGCAGAUGUUUCGCUGAAAAUGUUGCAAAGUGCAUGCGGUAAACAGUUUCGGGCUAAAUGGGCUUACCCCUUAUUGUUUAAACAAAUUCAGGUUAACAGAGCUUUUCCCCAGCCACACUAAUCGCUACAGUAAAGCUUAAUGCCAGAGUCAGAGUAUCUUAUCGCUCUUAUCAGCGUAGUAUACGAAUAUGCGAAUAUACGCGCAAGUAUUAAGAAAAUAAUAACAAUUGUGUGGCACAACAACAACACACACACACACACACACACAGACACACACCCACACCGAGAGAAAGAGUAGGGCACAAUAGAAUUGAUUACAAUCGUUUAAUGGCAAUUGGUACACCAUUCCGUCGCAGCCCACUGAGGCGAGAGCACGUCUAAUUGAGAAUUACAUAUAACGUAUAUGAACGUGUCAAAAAUGCUGAGGCGAACGUUGCGAAAAAGUCGAAAAGACCGGGUUAAGUGGAUUAAAGAUAGUGAUAAAACCAACCCAACAACAUCAAGUGUAACCAUAAUCGCUACGACUGCCGAAAGUUCGAGCAGUAGUAAAACCCCUGCCAAUGCCAACAUGAUACCCGAGACCACCCAGCCCGAUCAGCUCCAGUCACAGACACAGACACACACCCAGCUCCAGCCACAAAUCCAGUCUCAAUCGCCGUCACAGUGCCAGCUGGCACUCAGGGAUCAGGAGAAUCCCGAGAAUCUCCAGCAGCAAUCGCAGCCGGAGGAGGAGAAGCAGGCGGAGGCGCCUGGUAGCAAUGGUGGCGACAGGCGCGAUUCGAUUACCGAGGAGAUCACAAUAACGAGCACCACAAACAGCAGUCUAAGCACCAAACUCCUGACCAUUCAGGAAGCUGCCGGCAGCUUUGAGCAGAGCAGCGUCUCCAUAUCGACGUCCUCCAAACAGAUCGCUUCCACCGCAGCCGGCGCAUCGCCAUCAGCUGCUGCAGCUCCAGGUGCCAAUGAGUCCAACGGCAGCGUCCUCCGUUUAGUCCAGGCCACCUCUUCCACUAGUCCUGGCUCAAUCUCUAGUGUCGGCGCCACACCGAGCAUUAACAUUGUGUCCAGCGAUUCCCCGCGGGAUCAGCCACAACAGUCGCAGGGCGUCGACUCCAACGGCGUUGCUGCUCCAGGCGACAGUCCCAGCAGUCGCAAGAGCUCCACCAGCUCUAAGGGCAAGGCCAGCCAGGCAAAGCUAUCCACAUCCAGCAGCGGACGCGAUGAGCAGGACAUCUCGCAGCACCGGCUGAGCGAUCUCACCCAGCACGAGCUGAGCCUGCUGCGCGUCGACCGGGAGCAACAGGUGACCAGCAGCAGUUCCACCUCCAACGAGAAGCCGGCCAAGCCGUCGCGGCUCUCGGAGCGGGCCAAAAAGAAGUCCUGGUACAACGUCAUCUAUCCCAACUACAAGUCGCGCGCGGAGGACUUCAAGAAGCUCUUCAAGGACGUGCCCAACGACGAGCGCCUGAUUGUGGACUACUCGUGUGCCCUACAACGCGACAUUCUGGUCCAGGGCCGACUGUAUGUGUCGCAGAACUACGUCUGCUUCCACGCGAACAUCUUCAGCUGGGAGACGUACUUGAGCAUCAAGUGGAAGGAUGUGACGGCCAUUACCAAGGAGAAGACAGCACUGGUCAUACCGAAUGCCAUUUCGAUAUCCAGCGGCAAGGACAAGUACUUCUUUGCCACGUUCACCUCGCGCGACAAGAGCUUCUUGAUGCUCUUCCGCGUUUGGCAGAACACGCUGAUGAACAAGCAGUUUUCGCCACAGGAGAUUUGGAAACAUGUGCACACCUGCUACGGCGACGAGCUGGGCCUGACCACCGACGACGAGGACUACAUUGAUCCCACGCUGAACAACGACAACGAGCCGGACUUCGACUUCCAGACGGCCAUCGAUGACGAUAGCAACUCGCAGCGCCAGUCGCAACAGUCGAACCAAUCCAACCAGUCGAAUCCCCUGCUCCCCCAGAGCGGAAACAGCAGUGCCAGCAGCGGCGGCGGCGUCCGUGCCUCUGCCCCCCGCAAGUCGAAGACGAAAUAUUUCUUCAAUUCCUCCAAGUCAUCGGCCAACGCCUCGGCCAGCGGAUCGGAUAACAAUAAGACCAGGGAGAGCUCUCGCAAAUUGAACAAGAAGAUGAAACAGAAUGCCAAGGAGCUGACACUUAGCUCCGUGAAACCGGCGGAGCAGUCGGUGAGCGUCACCAUGAGCGCUCCCAGCGCCAGCAGCAGCAGCACAGCGGGCUCCACCACUGCCUCCUCCUCCACCAUUGCCAAUCACACGGGCUCUGGCUCCGGAUCGGGUUCUCUGUCGGGUUCAAAUACGGCGGCAGCCAGCGGCAGUGGCAGCGACAAAAUGAGUGCGGAGAAGAAGGUUAGUACGGUUUCUAACUCGGCCGCAGUGGCGGCUGCAACAGCAGCCCAAUCACAGGCCAGUGCCAGUUCCGGGUCAGGAUCAUUGGAGUCCAAGCUGGAGAUAAAGCGAAAGCUGGGAAAAAUGCAUCGCCAACGCGAGGAGGGCAAAAAUGCUGCCGAGAGUGUGCCCACAGAUGUAUCCGACUCGUCUGAUUCCGAGGAGAACAAUUUGCCAUUUGUGCCCACCACAGAGUGCACUUCGACGCACGAGGGCCGCCAGAUCGUGCACACCAUUCUGCCAAUUAACGUGGACACCUUGUUUAAUCUACUGUUCAGCAAGUCCAAAUUCAUAACUGACUUCCAUGCCAUGCGCAAGUCAACGGACCUCGUGUUGGGCGAGUGGACCAAGAACGAGGAGGGCCUGCAAGUGCGCACAGUGAACGUCACCGUUCAAUUGGCCGCCUCUGUGGGACCCAAGACCUCAAAGGUAACCGAGUACCAAACGCAGCGAGAGUGUAGCAAACCGGGCGAACUGUAUUCCAUAGACGUAAAUAGUGUUAAUGCAGGCAUUCCAUACGCGGACAGUUUCAGUGUGCUCAUACACUUCUGCCUGGCCAGAACUGUCGAUGAUCACACUAUGCUCUCAAUUCACACCCAGAUCAAGUACAAGAAGUCGAUCUGGGGCGUGGUCAAGGGCUUCAUUGAGAAGAACACGUGGGCGGGCCUGGAGGACUUCUUUGGCGCCCAAUUGCAUGCGCUCCAGAGCGAGACCUGCAUUCCACCUGCCAAGGGAAAGGGACGGAGGCCGAGGAGAGGCAUGAAUCAGCAAUCCGCCACAUCCACGUCGACCACCUCCAUCACGACAGGUGCCCUCCAUACAGCCACAAGUACGGACAAUGACAGCAUCCAAGAGUCGCGACAUUCCCAUCAGCAGGAACAGCAUCAGCACCAGCACAUGCACAUGCACCAUCAUCAUCACCAUCACCACGGUAGUCAGCAUCAUCAUCACGAACCCAGGCACUCCCACCAUCAUCAGCCUCUGCUUCCCCAUCAUCACCAGCAUCCUCAUCACUGGCAUCACCGUAAGGCUCUACUGCAGUCCAGCAGAGGUACCGCCACCCAAAUUCGCCCUCUGGAGGAGGCAGUUGGUCCGGCCCCAGCCGGUGAUCCCCUGGAGACCCAAAUGCUGUCCGCGGGUAGCAUUCCUGGGGCGGCAGUCGGCGCCGCCGCCGGUCAUCCGCUGCUGCUCGAGGGCGGCAAGCAGCAGCAGCUCCACCACCAGCAGCAAAUGCACCAUCACCACCUACAGCCGCACAAGCAGCACCUACAGCAGCAGCAGUUGCAUCUGGGCGGCGGCGACGGCCAGCCUCUGGCAACGGGUCAUGGGUCACAGGGUCACAGACUUAGACACAAGGGCUUGUGGUUGUUGGUUAUACUCUUGCUGUGCUUGAUGCUGGCAUUAAAUGUGAUAUUAUUACUUAAGCUCUGGAGGCUGGAGGAACGCAUUGACGUGGAUCUCAAUCGGCGGGCCCGCAUGCCCAGUUUGGCGGCCUUGAGUGAGCUGCCGAGCACGAAUCAGGAAUGGCUGGAACUGCUGCGCGACCAGGAGAUGGCGCACGAGAAUGAGUGGCACAAGUGGCAACAGGUGCUCCAAACUGCCAUCGAGCUGCUGAAAAAGGUGAGCAUUGUCUGCGAAAAGAUCACCAACGAUAGCCACCUGCGUCAGAGCAUCGAGUCGAUGUCGAUGUCGAUGGCGGGGCGCACUGAAUUCUAAGCAUCUCAUUAGGCGGUGAUUAACAGCAGCAAUCAGAGACUUCGGCAAAAACAGCAAGAGCGACAACUAAUUGUAACUUUAACACUCACUACCACACACACACAUGUAUACUUGCAACGCGUUUCAUAACUGCAGGGCAGAUUUAAUGACUCCAAUUAACGUCGUCAGCGUUAUGAAUGAAUAUGAAUUUUUACUGGAUACAUUAGUUUUUUAUUUAAGAACCUAGGUUGUUUUCUAUUUGCAUUUAAUGUUUUUGUUUUUAUUACUUACUACCGCCAACUUUACUCUCCAUACGAGCAAAUGAAACGGUCUGAAAGUUUUGAAACGCACUGCACCAGCGGGCAUUUGUUACUGAUCUCCUAGUUAGCAAUACACAAAACCCCAAAUUGUGCAUGUUCUUCUCUCUCGGAUUAAGAAGCACAUCCUCUGACACUGAAUAGGCAGGUUAAUGUUGAACAUUCAUGUAUCCCAAUCAAGGUUUACUCUAUGUUUUCCAACAUCUAUCUCAAGCAGAAUUGAGUGUUCUUUAGAUAUAAGUCCUGUAUCCCGUAGAGCAAACUCAAGGCCAGCACAGUUUAUGUAUCAUGACUAACGAUUGAAAUUGUAUUGAAAAUCCCAAACAAAAUUUUAAUAUUCAGAAUGAAGAAUAGGGAAGCAAUUCCCGUGGCACCACACAAACUCACUGUUAAAACCCUGUAUUUUUGUAAGUAAUUUUUAAUUUUUGUAUUUACCCUUGUAGAAAGUACUCAUUCACUCUCACCUAACCCAUUUUAUGUUUGACUAAUUUGUAUCUUGGAUGCUUCCCUGUACAACGCUUUUUAUGUGGAGAACAUAAGUUUGCUUUAAACCCGUUUUACUCAAAUACCUUUUGUUUUUCAGACUGAAAGAACUUUGGCUGAAAUCAUUGUACGCUAGCAGUAAAAUUAUUUAACAAAAUGUGCAAGUAAAAUGAGUCCAAUCCAAUUGUCUUCGACAAGUUAGCAAAACACCCAAAAACGUUUUUUUGGGCCAAGAGCAAAGCCACCAAAAAAUCUGAAAAUGAAUUUAAAAUUCAAUUAACAUUUAGUCACAAACCCAACACACUUUGAAAAGAAAUUAAGAACACAAACCAAUAAGUUUGUAUACAUAUUUACGAUUAUGUUUUAAUGGUAAGAAAAGCGCAGUGUAAUUUAUGAUCUAAGUAGCUGCAUUUUAGUUAGAUUAGGGCAAUUGUUUUGUUUUUAUCACGGCAUUUACGUGUAGCACCUGUUUGCUUGGCUUUGCUUCAGACAAAUGUAUCUACAAAUCCUCAAGUAUUUCAUAUCUCACAAAACAUACCAAAAACCGAAACAAAUCAAGAGAGAGCGCCCUGAAUUUUUGUUUUAGAAAAUUCAUUUACAUGUCGAGCAAGCGCAAAACUGGCAAACUGGAGAGUAUAUAACUAUAACUAUAAUUAUAACUAUAACAUAAUUGCCAGUCCAUGGCUAGGGGAAAUUUGAUAAAAGCGAUUAUACAAAAUACUUAUUGUGUACAAUAUUUUUGUAAAACCAAUCGAAACAAUUGUGAGCAAUGUUUUCGUUCUUUUGUAUAACUCCUUCCAACUCUUUACCCUUUUCGAUUUUUGGCGCCCGUUUACAGACGAUACCGAUACUGAUACUGAUACUGAUACCAAUACCAAUACAAAAAUCAGAAACAAGAUGCUUCAAACUAUUUAAUCUAAAUCGCAAGUCAGAGCUAAGGCCAGUAACUGCGUACUCUAUAUACACUAUAUAUAUGAACCGUAUAUAUGGCCAAGUAUUGUUAGUCUGUAGUAGUUGCAUUUUAAAGUACGAGAGCAGAAAUAAACAAAGCAAAAGCUAGAAAAAACAGAAACUUGUGCGAAUUGAAUGUGAAGAGAAGAGAAAUCUAAACUGGAAUAAUUAAGAAAAUACAUUUAGAUUUAAGCUAACAAAAUUUAUAAGUUGGUUAAUGCCACUCUAAAAACUAACUCUCGUCAAAUUAAUUUGGGCCCUAGCAAAAUUGGCUUACAAUCUGUGUCACAAGUUAGGCUUAUUAAGCAGAACAUACAAGAAUAAGAAACCGAAUGUUAAGCUGCAGCAAUGAAAAUUCUAAUUUAUUAUAAAACCAAAUAAAUAAAAAUAAAAAAAUACCGCCUUAAUUUGAUGAAUGGGCACUAAAUUAUAA